CGAAGACACGCGCACCGACCGCAGCCCGACUCACCGAACACCCGCACCGGACACCGGUCACACCGACUACUGAUGCCCGCUGGAGCUCACAGAGAGAGACACACGGUGAUACAGCAUCUCAGAUCAAAACAGAACAAAACAAAACAACUUUAAACUGACAGACAAUCAGCGUGCGUAAAACUAAAGAUCCAUUACAGCCAGAAGGAGAGAGAGAGGGAGAGAGAGGGAGACAGGAGGAGAGAGAGAGAGACAGAGUUUAUAGUCAUGAUGUCCUACAUGAAACAGCCUCAUUACUCUGUCAACGGCCUGACUCUGUCCGGAACCGGGAUGGAUCUCUUGCACUCCGCCGUCGGUUACCCCAACACUCCACGCAAACAGCGGCGCGAGAGAACCACGUUCACGCGUGCGCAGCUCGACAUCCUCGAGGCGCUGUUCGCCAAGACGCGAUACCCGGACAUCUUCAUGAGGGAAGAGGUCGCGCUGAAGAUCAACCUGCCCGAGUCCAGAGUCCAGGUGUGGUUUAAGAACCGCCGCGCCAAGUGCCGUCAACAGCAGCAGCAGCAGACCAGCGGUCAGACCAAACCCAGACCCCCAAAGAAGAAGUCCUCGCCCGCCCGUGAGCCCAGCGUCAGCGAGGCCAGCGCCAGCACCAACGGCCCCUACAGCCCUCCACCGCCUCCGCCUCCACCCGGCACGGCCAUCACCCCGAGCUCCAGCAGCACCAGCGCCACAGUGUCCAUCUGGAGCCCGGCCUCCAUCUCUCCGCUGCCGGACCCGCUCUCGGUCUCCGGCACGCCCUGCCUGCAGCGCUCCGGCGGCUACCCCAUGACCUACACACAGGCCCCGGCCUACGGGCAAGGCUACGCCACCUCCUCGUCCUAUUUCACAGGGCUGGACUGCAGCUCAUACCUGUCUCCCAUGCACCCGCAGCUGUCGGCCACCGGCGGCGCUCUCAGCCCCAUCACCGCUUCUUCCAUGAGCGGCGCUCUCAGCCAGUCGCCCGCGUCGCUGUCGUCUCAGGGCUACACCGCCGCGUCGCUGGGCUUCGGCGCCGUCGACUGCUUAGACUACAAAGACCAAACGGCGUCCUGGAAACUGAACUUCAGCGCCGCGGACUGUCUGGACUACAAGGACCAAAACUCCUGGAAGUUCCAGGUCCUGUAGGGCGUUUAGAAGGGAAAGUCAGUGCGCUCUUAAAAAUAAAGGUUCCAAAUGAACCAUUUUUGUGAACCUUUCAGUGAACAGUUUUCUUAU
Messenger RNA from Ctenopharyngodon idella (grass carp), 1254 nucleotides. RefSeq names its product orthodenticle homolog 5 (gene otx5). The transcript is spliced from 3 exons. Gene Ontology annotation, molecular function: RNA polymerase II cis-regulatory region sequence-specific DNA binding; DNA-binding transcription factor activity, RNA polymerase II-specific. Gene Ontology annotation, biological process: regulation of transcription by RNA polymerase II; multicellular organism development. The record is from RefSeq and is a predicted model, not a curated record. NCBI's taxonomy places the organism in Eukaryota, Metazoa, Chordata, Actinopteri, Cypriniformes, Xenocyprididae. Gene Ontology annotation, cellular component: nucleus. The coding region runs from base 265 to 1164 and encodes 299 amino acids.